Molecule: messenger RNA, 2874 nt
Organism: Monomorium pharaonis (pharaoh ant)
Lineage: Eukaryota; Metazoa; Arthropoda; Insecta; Hymenoptera; Formicidae
Exons: 2
Coding region: 234-2450 (738 amino acids)
Molecular function (GO): structural molecule activity
Source: RefSeq, a predicted model, not a curated record
AAAUUUAAAACAAAACUUUUAUUUUUUUUAUUAAUAAAAAAUUUCUUUAAUAAAAUAAAAUAUAAUUAUAAUAAAUUUGAAAAAUAAUCAGCAAUUAAUUGUUCCCUUGCAUUUCUGUGUCCAUCAUUUGGCUGUAAUGGUUGAGCAUCCCAAUCUUCAUUAAAAAUAUUUUGGUCUGGAUUUAAAUCAGGAUCUUGUGGUGGAAGUUCUUCAUUUCUUUCGCAUGCAAUAUUAUGCAGAACUGCCGCGGCGACAAUAAUAGCCAUACUCAUAAAUACUUAGGUCCAGGAAACAAAUUACAAAGCGGCACAUCGUUAGAUACGGACGAUAGUAUCGCGGAAAAACACGAUAUAUUAUACACUCUAAACCCGUCAAACGUUGAGAAAGCGGACGAAAUAGCGGUUGACGAAUUUUUAUCUGAUUUCAGUAACACAUAUAAUUAUCAUUCACUAAUUGGCGGCCUUGGACUACAAUUAAAACGAAAUUAUGAAAGUGUGUUCGGUCAACAGUAUCCAAUGUCGAAACAUCAUGCUGGACAAAGUGAUUAUGCUUACGCACAAAAACGUUUAAGUGAAAUUUAUAAGGAGGAAAAACAAAAAAAUAAAGACUUAAGUUGGUGGGAAUUUCAAAAAUUACAUGGAGCAGCUUUAAUGAAAGAAGCACAACAACAACGAUUAGCGAAUGGAUCCAGUAACCGCAUCGUAUCUACAACAAAUCUUAAACGAAACGCAGAAUCAAAUACAAACACAGAUACAAGUGAGAAACGAUCUCGUACACACGAUACAACACAACCAUCUACUAGUAAUACCAGUGACAUUGAUUUGGAUAACAAUAGUAUUAACUCUUCAAAUUCCAAUAUGGAUAUUGAUUCUAUGGAAACUAUUGCAAAUCCUUCAAAGGGUGGUGGCGUUACAAGUGGAGCGAGUGGUUCCGGAGGAAAGGGUGGUACUUCUUCAGGAGCAAUAAAUGGACCUGUAAUGAUAUAUAAAAAUCCCGCGACACCUUAUAUUACACGUACUUAUAGAAAAAAUUGGAUUAUAUUCAGUUAUGGUUUUGCACAUUCAUUAUUAAAAGGAGAAGAUAAUUAUAUGUUUACUACUCCGCUAGCAUUAAUUCCUGUAGAUUACUUACCCUUUUAUGUAAAUAACGCUGAAUUUUUAUUAAUGUACGGAAAGAAUGUUGCUGUGCAUUGUCGUGCGCGAGUAAAGCCUUUAGGUUGUAGAAUGAAUUUUCAAACUAGUGCUACAGACUCUAAAUGGGCUACAUCAGAAUUUGUAGCAAUUGGGCAAAGUGCUGUUGGUUUAAACUUAUGUAUACCUGGUAAAAAUAGAAAAUACACACCAAAAUCUAAAAAUCCUAUGGAAGUUGAAUCUACAUCUUAUCCAAGUAUGACAGAUUUAGGAGAAAAAAUGUAUGGUGGUUUUCCAGUUGGUACUUGGCAAGGCGCUGCAAAUUGUGUACCACGACACUUAAAUUUGUAUUACACUCCUAUGUUAGCUAAAGAUACACAACCACAAACGCAAGAUAAAUUUACUCAUAUUAAUGGUUCUCCAAAAAUAGGAUCAUAUGUAGAUCGUUUUUUAGUUAAUACGUGUAUCGGACAACCAAUUGUAAAUUACGAAUAUUUUCCUAAAAAUGGAAUAUUAACAGAUACUUAUAACGUUGAUGUAACUAAUAUUAAACAAAAAUAUCGUAUUAAAGAUGACGCAACGGUAAUAAAAUUAUCUCAAAAAAAAUUGAAUAAUGUAGUUUUAGAAGGUAAUUUUGUUCAACAAACAACCGAUGAUACGAAUAUUAAUGAAUGGGAAACAGCGAUGACUUCCAAUUGGCAUCAACAAAUAGAACAUCAUGAUACAUUUACAUGGGACAGUGGUCAUGUAACUGGGGUAUGUCAACCACAGGUGCAUGUUGGUAUUACAGCUGUUCCCGCUAUUAAUCCAGGAAGUGAAACUGUCGAUUUUCAAAACACAAGCAUCUAUUGGAGUAUAGAAACAGAACUUACAGUUCAUCAGUACCAAAAUAGCUGUUUCGAAUACGGCGUCGCGCAUACUUAUAACCCCACUUUAUAUCCCAAAGGAUAUAUAAAGAAAUACUGGAGUGGUAAUACUUUCAGUCAUCAUCCUAAUUUACACGAAGACGAACAUUAUAGUGUCAUGAGUGAUGCAUUUACCGAUACAUCUAAUUCCAUGGGUCCUACUGUGCUCCGCAGUCCGCUUACAUACCAACGACAAGAAAAAGCAGCCACACUUGAACCUCACGGAGAUGUCGCCACUGAAGAAAUUAUUUCUCCCGAUGAACGAUUCGAUCGAUCAACUCCAAUACCUAUCCCCAUUGAUGGAAACAUUAUUGACGAACGAAGAAGUUCCGGAGGACCUAUCAGACAUAUCCGACGAGGAGGGUUACACGGAACAGGCCAUACCUUCAGCAGACCUUUUACAACACUUGAAUGAUAAAAUAUUUCAGAAAAUUAAUAAUCGACAGAAGAGACAAAUAUUCAACAAGGAGAUACGCAAGCAGCUCGAGAGGAUUCCUCCUUUUCUUUACCCACACCAAACCGGUCCGGUGAGAUUCCAAGAGUCGAAAUCAACGACCAUGAGCCAGCAGAUUGGAACUUUCGACAAAUAUCGCCAAGAAUCUACGCCCGUUCCGAAAACAUCGAACAAACCAACAGUGAUGGUACAUCCUAUCAGCAUACAAUUACCAAACUCUACGAAGACCUUAAUAUAUCAUUCGAGGAUGAAACAGGCCAAUGCUUCAUUAUUCUCCGGGAACUCUCUUAGUCCAGAAUCAGCAAAAUUAUUUGAUUUAUAUAAUAAUUAUGAAUAAUUUUUAUUUUAUAAUAUAAAUUCAUUAAAUAUACAUUGUUCAGAUAAA